GCUUGUCUUUUGUUGUCGAGUUUUUUGUUUUGUCUUUUAUUGUUUGUGACACACAUGGAACAUUUCUUGGCUUGAUAGUCUUGCAAAUUUAUUCAGUUCGAGUGAGUCAAGUACACGCUUAAUUCAUUUUUUACUGAAAAUAUAUUUUGUUGCAGAAUUCAUGUUUAAAUUACUCCUUGUAGCAGAGAGCUUGGUCUUUUUUUCUUUUUAUUUUUUCGUUUGUUUUCUUUUAACGUUCACAGCUAUCGAGGAAAAGACUACUAUGGAAUAGUUAUGGGGUAUUCGAACUUGGAACAUUAUUUGCUUGAAUUGCGACCUCUCGAUCAUUAAGCUUAAUCUUCCUUUUUUUUUCCUUUUGAUGUUUUCUUUGAACAAAAUCUAGAGGAUUACUUACAAAAAUCAUAAGUGGAUGCCGUGCAAAAGCCCAAAAGGUGACCAAUGGAAGGGAAGAUCUGGAAAAACCCAAAAGCUUAAGCAAGUAUUUGGUUUUCUAAUUAGUACUCCCUGGAACUAAUUUUCACUUCAUUUUAUUUGAUUUGACAAUGCUACAAUCCUAAUACUUCGUGAUGCGUGGGAUUCAUAAAAGGGGGAUAGGGGAGGAGCAGCCGAGCAGGGGUGUUCACGGGUCGGUUUGAAUCAGUUUUUGGUUAAAUUUAAAACCAAACCAAUAUAAUCGAUUAUCUCAUUAUUAAAAACUAAACAAACCAAUAAAAUAAAAAUUUAUCAGUUUGGUUCGAUUUUACGAUUUUUAAUCAUGCAUAAAUGUGUAUCCUUCUAUAACUAUAUCACAAAUAGUCAAUCUUCUUUAGUUAAAAAAAAAAUAAAAAAAUUUAGGUGGUAGAUAUAAAUAAAUAAAUAAAUAAAUAAAUAAAUAAAUAAAUAAUUGCUGGUCAACGGUUUGAGAAGACAAAGUGAGAGAGAAAGAAUAAAAUUUAAAAUUUUGACUCCUCUUCCUGCAUUGGAAAUAUAAGGAGAGAAACCUUGGUGCAUUGGAAAUGUAAAGUGACACAGAAUGGCUACUUUGGUGCAUUGGAAACAUGACUACUGGCUAUGUAUUCUUUUUCAUUGAUGUAUGUAAUGAAGUUUGAAAUAGUUACUUUCCCCAUCCUAUAUAAAGUCUCUUUGUUAGGUUUGGUUAUUCAUUUUGAAUUUUCUGAGUUCCAAAAGUUUGGGAGGAUGGCUAGUUCAUCUGCCCAGGGACAAGUGAUUGGCUGCCACAAUAAUGAGGAGUGGACGGCGCAUAUCCAGACUAACAAAUUGGUGGUGGUUGAUUUUACUGCUUGCUGGUGCGGCUCUUCCCGUUAUAUUGCCCCAUUUUUUGACGGCAUUGCUAAGAAGAUGUCGCAUGUUAUAUUCCUCAAGGUUGAUAUUGAUGAACUUACGACAGUUGCACAACAAUAUAAAGUGGAGACAACACCAACGUUUUUGUUCCUUAAAGAUGGGAACGAAGUGGAUAGGGUUGUUGGUGCCAAGAGAGAGGAGUUGAAUGAGACCAUAGCGAAACAUCUUCCAUCUUAAUAAGGAGUCUGAAACCUUUGUGUUGGUGCUUUAAGGCUUGUGAAACCUUGUGUUGGUGCUUUAAGGCCUAUGAAGCCUUAAUCAAUGUGUAUCUGAUGUUUUUAUUGCUUUUGUGAAACCUUUAUGUUG
Molecule: messenger RNA, 1647 nt
Organism: Lycium barbarum (goji berry)
Lineage: Eukaryota; Viridiplantae; Streptophyta; Magnoliopsida; Solanales; Solanaceae
Product: thioredoxin H-type 1-like
Exons: 3
Coding region: 1051-1518 (155 amino acids)
Source: RefSeq, a predicted model, not a curated record